ACGACGUGCCCAUACAGAGACCGCGCGAUCCUCGCGCUCAUCCCAAGCACACAAUCCAUGGCGAGUAUCUGGGCCCUUGGUAAGCGCCAUCCCUGCAGUCGAGAGAUGUCAGUCUAAAGACCUCUGAGCGAAACUGUAACUAUUGACCGUGCCAGCAGUAGCGUGUCUCCAGAUGUUCCAGUGAAUGUCUGGCUUAUUGAAAUAUCUUCGCAUUCAAGUAUAAAUAUCCAUAAUAGUUCGAGGUCUGAGUUUUGCUGAAAUUUUGGUGGAGUCUCCCACGAGCGAUCCGCUGAGCACUUCGACCGAAAGUAUCAGUUCUGCUAGUUUCGGGCUGCCAGAAAGCUUUGUGGAACUCAGGAGUCUGAUCGAACAACUGGCCGUAGCCAUGGCACUUUCUUCGGCGUGCCUGUGCGCCACGCAAGCGCAGGGAACCUUGAUUUUGUCGCCAAUUUCAGCAUCUCAGCGCUGCAAAUCUGGAAGUCUUUGUGUGCCCAAAUUCGCUUCAGGUGUGUUUGAUUAUGGUUUACAGUGUGAAACCUUGAAGCGGUCUACGCCCACUAAGAGCAGAUUUUCUGCCGGGCUCACGGUGAGGGCGUCUGUCGCAGUGGAAGGAGCUCCAGCGAGAGCCGAUCGUUCUCAAUUGAAGGCGGAUUUGCUUGCUGUAGUGGCAGGACUCGACAGAGGAUUGGUUGCUGAUGAAGCCGAUGCAUUCGCUGCCAAUGCUGCAGCACUAAAGCUGGAAGCAGCAGCAGAUGCUCCACAGCUGCCUGAAGAUUUGGACAAGUUGCAAGGCAGAUGGCGUCUUGUUUUCAGCAGUGGAUUUGGCUCCGGAAGUUAUGGCGGGCAGCGUCCUGGACCUUCUAUCGCUCGAUCUCCUCUCUCUCUUGGCUCGGUAUAUCAAAGGAUAGAUGUUGCUACUCGGGAGCUUGAUAACAUCGUUGAUUUAAGAGUUCUUGCACCAUGGCCUUUACCUGCUCUCGAGGUUACUGCAACCUUGGCACACAGCUUUGAGCUAGCAGGUGGAUCGAAAAUAAGAUUAAUCUUCACGAAUACAUACGUGAAGCCAGCAGGUGGUCUCUCACAGAUACCUGCAUUUGGGUUGCCAAGAUUGCCACAGUUUGGAAGUGGUAAUGUUAGCAGGGGCAUGGGGGAAUUUGAAACGACCUACUUGGAUGAGGAUUUUCGUAUCAGUCGCGGUGACAGAGGAGAGUUAAGGAUUUUUGUCAAGGUGUAAAUAGUCAUCAAAGUUGUGAAGCUGUGUAUAUUGGAAUUGUGGAUUAGAAUAACCAUUCGCCGAGAAGUCUGUACGGACUCAAGUGGACUGAAAUGUAAUAUAAUCUGUGGCGCAGUUUCUCGUUUUCCAUUGUGGUAUAUCAGCAAAUAUUUGUAGCAAUGUUGACAAAACUGUAUAGCGACGUUCUGACCUAAGAAGCAAUAUUUGCGCAACGUGAGAAAAUUUAACAAGAAUUGUUAAUCAGGAUGAAGGAGAUUGUUUUUUACCCCAGGCACCGUUUUAACAGCAAAAAUCACAGAAGGUAUAUGACAUUUAUACGACAUGUAACGGACGUAUUGAAGAUGAUGCAACAGUCAGAUUAUUAUAAUGAACAUUGUCAAGAUUAAUACAAUUACAUUUCAUUGCUCUAUUUUCCUCUUCUCAUUUACACUAAACUG
Messenger RNA from Marchantia polymorpha subsp. ruderalis, 1671 nucleotides. The record is from the annotation of a GenBank genome assembly. Lineage: Eukaryota; Viridiplantae; Streptophyta; Marchantiopsida; Marchantiales; Marchantiaceae.